Chlorella variabilis is the source of this 993-nucleotide messenger RNA. RefSeq lists its product as hypothetical. The coding region runs from base 1 to 993 and encodes 330 amino acids. Lineage: Eukaryota; Viridiplantae; Chlorophyta; Trebouxiophyceae; Chlorellales; Chlorellaceae. The record is from RefSeq and is a predicted model, not a curated record. The transcript has 11 exons.
AUGGCGCAGGGGCUGGCCCUCGCCCACGAGGCCAGCAGCGACGGGAGCCGCAGCAGCAGAGACAGGGGCGACGGCAUGGCGCAGGUCGGCAGCGCCGCGCCCGGUGGCGACGCGCCCGGCGGCUACUCUGCGUGCGCCAAGUGCUUCGCACCUUAUGGGCUGACCCCCAAGGGGACCUGUGCCAAGUGCAAGGUCCCGGGCAUUGCUGGCUGGAGUUGCGUCAAGUGUGACGGCCCCCGCCAGGACGUGUGCCAGGCUUGUGAUGACUGGAUUGGCGAGUCCCUCACAGGCGUGUACCUCACCGCGAAAGGCCGGUGCAAGUACUGCAAGGACAAGAACUGCGACAAGUGUGCCUCCAAGACCGGCAUCUGCCGCACGUGCUGGCGGGGUUAUGGUGUUGUCAAGGGGGCGUGCAUCAAGUGCCGCGACAAGAAUUGCGCCAUCUGCAACCGCAACGCGGCUCGCUGCACCGAAUGCUACAUCGGCUACGCGCCGGACAAGAAUGGCAAGUGCAUCCGUUGCAAGGACAAGAACUGCGCAGUCUGCCUCAAGACCGCUGACAAGUGCACGGUCUGCUCCGGGGACUACACGCCAGUCAACGGGCGGAUCUUGAUGGUUGACGGCGAUCACCGGGUGGCCAACCGAGAUGUGGCGGCGGGGGACGAGCUGAUCUACAACUACAACUACGACAAGCGGGUGGCCCCCGACUGGACGGUGGGCAUGCAGCAGGAGGAGGAGGGCGGGCGGGGGCCGGCCAAGAAGACUGUGCUAGCCGGCUUGGCGCAGGGCCUGGCCCUUGCCCACGAGGCCAGCAGCAGCAGCAGCAGAGACAGAGGCGGCAGCAUGGCGCAGGUCGGCAGCGCCGCGCCUGGCGGCGCCUCGCCCGUGCCUACAGGCAGCGCGACGGCAGGGCCCUUGGACAAGGGCUCCCUGGAGCUACACACACCACCGCCAGCCCCCGGCAGCAUCGCAGCAUCGCCCGCUGUUAUGUGA